Messenger RNA from Canis lupus familiaris (dog), 1245 nucleotides. RefSeq names its product translation initiation factor IF-2-like. The coding region runs from base 1 to 435 and encodes 144 amino acids. The transcript has 3 exons. The record is from RefSeq and is a predicted model, not a curated record. Lineage: Eukaryota; Metazoa; Chordata; Mammalia; Carnivora; Canidae.
AUGGUGGCCCUGCAGGCGCGCGGGCAGGGCCGCUGCGACUCUGAUUCACGGCCCCCCGCCCUCCCCCGAGAACCUCAAUUUCCAGAGGCAGCCGCAGGUUGCGCACGGGAGGAGAGUUGCAAAUACGAGGUGGGUCCGCUGCGGCUGCGGCUGCGGCCGCCGCUACAUGUCGCCUCCGCGCAGUUCCCGGCGGCGAAGCGGAGACCCGCGGGAUUCCGGGCUGCGGCUGCGGCUGCGGCUCCGGCUCCGGCUCCGGCCACCGCCGGCUCCCGCCCAGCCCUGCCCCGCAGCGCACCUAGGGCUCUAGGAGCUAGACGAAACCCGAAAUCGCUGACCAUGUGGGGAGAAGACACUUUUCUGGGCUCGGCGGGAGCCCUGCAGCCGGAGCUGGGAGUGGAGAGCGCGCUUCCGCCCAAGCUUUUCACUCGUGGGUAGGGGCGGGGGGUCUCCUUUCACCCCGGGGCUCAGUCGGAGAGCGGAGCAGUGUUCACCGGAGCCCAAGUAAGGCUGCUGAUAGGUCUGCUCCUGCCUGGCCUGGAUCCCUCGACUUCCCCCGACUCCACCCCCAGAGGGACAACUCCGCGGCCGGGAGCACUAGUGAGACCAGUGAGCUCUCCGACAGCGGCUCUCUUCCCUGGCAGCUGGGAAGGUCUCUGUCAAUCAGGUUCUGCUUUUAAAGGACAGAAAGAAAGGAGGAAGGAAAGGGGAUCCCCUGAUUUUAAACCUACUGUCGACCUUGGAUCCACGAGAGAAAUCUCCAGCCUCCCCACCCGGCAUUCGCAUCAAGGCACCUCCCAGUGUGGUCCUUGCUACCCCUCUAACCCCUCCCACUCCCCACUCCUGCAACUCGACUCUCUCAAGACUUCUUGCCUUCCCCAUCCCUUUAAGGCUAUCUGAUGCUUACCUGUGUUUUCAAUCCAGUCCAAUGCACACCUUCUUUGUGAAGAUUUUCAGGGGUUUUCCAGCCCUGUGAUCCCUGUAUUGGAACACCACCAGAAUAUAUUGCCUGAAACCUCUGUAAGCCAACCGUGCAGCGCCUUCUUUCACUGCUAGUGUACUUGUAUAGUUUUACUGUUUAACCUUGCAUUGUUCCCUGAGUCGGGGUUUGUCUGCCCAACUAACUAGACUGGUUGACUUGAGGACCGGACUUUGAGAUAAAGUCUGAGAUAGACUUUUAAACUCCCUCAACAGACUCGUUCAAAAUACGUGUUCAAUAAACAUUUAACUGGUUGGAUUUAAAGCUUA